UGGGAAGGGGAGGGUCUUGAGAGACAGGAUGAGUACAGGAAGAUCUGUAAGCUGUCAGAUUCAGUGUUUCUCUACGGAAGCUUUGACACUUCGCAUCAUUACACCUGGGAAACCAAGGGACAGCCCACUAAAUCAGGUUGUCUAUGAUGAUGGAUUUAAGAUGAUGAGAAACCUCUAAGUGUCCUUGCCUUUGGUCCCCUACAGGCAAUUUAACAAGCACAGAAGUAGCUCUUCUUCGGGAAACUGUGACAGACAGGACGGGGGGCGACAAAAUAGCGAUACAGAGGGUAAACGAGUAAGUGAGGUUGAAAGACAGAACCAAGGAUUUAAAGAUCUAAACCUUUUACAAUAGUUCACAACCUCACAGUUUUUGAGGAUCCUUCACUUAUUUUUCAUCGGUUUCCAGAAUUGUAGGGAACAUUUGCACCUAAUUUCAUCUGAGAUAUCACAAGCUGAAAUAAUAAGACAAUGCUGCCCAGCUCUGGGUUGCCAAUGCUAAUACUAGCUACACUUCUGCUAAUCGGCCCUCUAGUGGUCCGAGGGCAAAAUGACACAGAGCCCAUAGUACUGGAGGGUAAAUGCCUGGUGGUCUGUGACUCCACACCCUCUUCAGAACCAGCAGGUAAUGCACUGGGGAUGUCCGUGCGAUCAGGUACUGGCCGUGUGGCCUUCUCCGCCACACGGCAAACCAACCAUGAGCCCACAGACAUGAGCAAUCGCACCAUGAUCAUCUAUUUUGACCAGAUCUUGGUGAACGUUGGCAGUCAUUUUGACCAAGAGAGCAGUAUCUUUCUUGCUCCGAGGCGAGGGGUGUACAGCUUCAACUUCCAUGUGGUGAAGGCCUACAACAGGCAAACAAUACAGGUGAGUUUGAUGUUGAACGGAUGGCCAAUGAUCUCAGCCUUUGCAGGAGACCAGGAUGUGACACGAGAAGCAGCCACAAAUGCUGGGCUUGUGAUCAUGGAAAGAGGAGACAAGGCUUACCUCAAGCUAGAAAGGGGCAACCUAAUGGGUGGCUGGAAGUACUCUACUUUUUCAGGCUUCCUGGUCUUCCCUUUAUAAAGGACGACCGUGUGAACAGCUGGGAGAUGUGGAGGAGAGAGGGUGACAUGCUCUCUGGGGAUUUUUAUUUUACAAAAAUGGAAGUGACAGAAAAGGCCAUAUUUCUUCUUCCUCUUUUUUGGUGGCAGAGCAGAGAAAAUGAAGAAAAUGAUAUUAAAUAAUAUAAAUAUUAUUUAUAUUUUAUUAUUUAAAGAAUAGAAUUAAAUAUUAUUGAGAACAAAAUUUGAAAAAAAGGGAAUUUGAAAAUCACUAAAAAGUCACUAAAAUGAGUUUGAUUGUCUUUUUUGUAACGUAUUUCAGAUAAUAUGCUAAUGCAUAUGGUUAAACUGAAAAAAUGGCAUUGGGGAAAAUAUCAUGAGGCUGUCCUAAUAAUAUACAAUAUUUGAAAUUAUGAGGUUAAAUUAAACAAAAUUCAAUUUCUGAAAUCCCUUUUUAUUCAAAUAUUUAUAUGUUUGCCUGCUUAUGGAGCUGUGUGUGUAUAUUAUAAAGCUUUGUAAAAAUAAAUCUCAUUAAAAUGAACCCCUUGACUAAAAAUCUAAA
This is a messenger RNA of Cyprinus carpio (common carp), 1602 nucleotides long. RefSeq names its product cerebellin-1-like. The record is from RefSeq and is a predicted model, not a curated record. Gene Ontology annotation, molecular function: protein binding. Gene Ontology annotation, cellular component: glutamatergic synapse; synaptic cleft. Lineage: Eukaryota; Metazoa; Chordata; Actinopteri; Cypriniformes; Cyprinidae.